This is a messenger RNA of Oikopleura dioica, 1665 nucleotides long. The record is from the annotation of a GenBank genome assembly. Lineage: Eukaryota; Metazoa; Chordata; Appendicularia; Copelata; Oikopleuridae.
AUGAUGCAGCCAGGUAUGCAGAUGCCCAUGGGCGCCGGUGGAAUGCCACAGCUUCCUGGAAACGUCGGAAUCGCAGUUGACGAGUAUGGCAGGCCGUUUCUUGUCAUGCGUGACCAGGAGCAACAAAACCGAGUCACCGGAGUCGAAGCUAUCAAAGCUCACAUUCUUGCCGCCAAGGCUGUCAGCUCUACUCUGAGAACUUCUCUCGGACCCAACGGUAUGGAUAAAAUCAUGGUCUCUCCAGACGGUGAAGUCACGACCACUAACGACGGUGCCACCAUUCUUGACAAGAUGGAUGUCCAGCAUAACGUUGCCAAGCUCCUCGUCGAACUGUCCAAAUCUCAAGAUGAUGAGAUUGGUGAUGGCACCACUGGCGUCGUCGUCCUCGCUGGUGCUCUUUUGGAACAAGCCGAGCCACUCUUGGACAGAGGAAUUCACCCUAUCCGAAUUGCUGAUGGUUAUGAUAAGGCCUGUCAAGUUGCCCUCAAAACUCUCGACAGAAUUGCCGAGGAUUUUCCUAUCUCUGACAAGGAUAUGCUCAAGCGAACAGCCAGAACUACUCUUGGCUCUAAAAUUGUCAACCGAUGCCAUGAUCAGUUCGCCGACAUCGCUGUUGAGUCCGUUCUUGCCGUCGCUGAUUUCGAAAAGAAAGAUGUUAACUUUGAACUCAUCAAAAUGCUCACCAAGGUCGGAGGAAAGCUCGAUGAUACUCAGUUGAUCAAGGGCGUUGUCAUCGACAAGGACUUUAGUCACCCUCAGAUGCCCAAGCAAGUUGAAAACGCUAAACUCGCAAUUUUGACUUGCCCAUUCGAACCUCCAAAGCCAAAGACGAACCACAAGCUUGAUGUCACCUGUGUAGAAGACUACAAACAAUUACAAACUUACGAGCGGGAAAAAUUCGAGGAAAUGAUCAAACAAGUGAAGGAUACUGGAGCUAACCUCGCCAUUUGCCAGUGGGGUUUCGACGACGAAGCCAACCAUCUCCUCCUCCAGAAUAACUUACCAGCUGUCCGAUGGGUCGGUGGUCCCGAAAUUGAGCUUAUCGCUAUCGCCACUGGCGGUCGUAUCGUCCCCCGAUUCCAGGAGCUCACCAAAGAGAAACUCGGCGAAGCUGGUAUCGUCCGAGAAAUCGACCUUGGUACCACUAAAGAGCGAAUGUUGGUCGUCGAACAGUGCAAGAACAGCAAGGCUGUCACAGUUUUCAUCCGAGGCUCCAACAGAAUGGUCAUUGCCGAGGCCGAGCGAUCCCUCCACGACGCUAUCUGCGUCGUCCGAAAUCUCAUCCGAGAUUCAAGAAUCGUCUACGGUGGUGGCGCUCCUGAAGUUGCUUGUGCUCUUGAUGUUGCUGAAGAAGCUGACAAUACUUCUGGACUCGACCAGUGGGGCAUGCGAGCAUUCGCUUCAGCUCUUGAAAGCGUACCCAUGGCCUUGGCUGAGAACUCCGGUUUGAAUCCAGUUGAGACUUUGACUGAUCUCCGAUCUGACCAAAAGACCACUGGAAACCCCCGACUUGGUGUUGAUGCUCUUUAUACCGGAGAUCGAGAUAUGAAGGUCCAAAAUGUUGUGGAGACCCUCGUUGGAAAGAAACAGCAGCUCUCGCUAGCAACACAGCUCGUUCGAAUGAUCUUAAAAAUCGACGACGUCAGAACGGUCGGCGCUCAAUAA